Messenger RNA from Komagataella phaffii GS115, 417 nucleotides. RefSeq lists its product as uncharacterized. The coding region runs from base 1 to 417 and encodes 138 amino acids. The record is from RefSeq and is a predicted model, not a curated record. Lineage: Eukaryota; Fungi; Ascomycota; Pichiomycetes; Pichiales; Pichiaceae. The transcript has a single exon.
AUGAAUCCAAGAGAAAAUUCAACAUCCCACUACGCAGAACAAGUAGCUUCUAUGGACAGCCGUGGGUGGCAUUUCAAGUGUUACAGCACUGAAGCCCAAGUUCACUACGCGACUUUUGCUUCUGCUUUGCGUGUCGCCCUGGGAUUUCUUAGCCUGAUUCUAUACUCUCUGGUAUGUACAGUCGAACACCCAUCACCUGAAAUAGUAUUCAGAAGUGAAGACUCAGGGUUCAGCAGUAGCGAGAUGCUUUUCAGAUGUUAUUAUACGUCCCAUCAAAUAACCUCCAAACUCCGACUCAAGUUAACGCCACCGCACACAAAAAUACAACCAACCAUCCAUCAACCAUACUUCCCUUACUGCCUUCUUCGAAAAAUCUCCACCCAUGUAUGCACACCUUCCCUCACUUUUCCAUGCUAG